CUGGCUGAGAGCCCCCCCCCCCCCCCCCACCGCAACACACACACACACACACACACACACACACACACACACACGGCACCAGUAAGCACAUUGCUGACUCAUUUUCUCCAGAAGACCCUGUGCCAGGGUAGAUGCCAGCGGUUGGUAGAAAAGUAGUGCCAGGUGGGCACCCCAUAGUGGGGCCCAAGCCUUGGACAAGUAGGUGGGCAUCAUGCUGCUUGGUGGCUCAGCCUCUCCCUUCUCCUGUCUAACUGCCUCCCUCACCACAGUGGGGCUCCAGGUCCUGUGCCCUCUGACCCCUGCAUGCUUUCCAGCUCUGCUCCUCCACACCUCUCCCCAGACCACUAAAGUGCCCUAUCGGUUAGUUAGUGGUGGGAGACUCACACCAGUGGGAGCCAGGCUGCAGGGCAGAGAGAGCCUUGUCAUCAGAAAAUGUGAAUCCCGAUUCUGCCCUGUGAGCCUGGGCAAAGCUCUCGCCUCUCUGCUUCUCAUUUCUAUCAUCCACAAUAUGAGCAUCUUGAUUCCCAGGUAGCAGGGUUUUGUGAGGAUUAAUGAGACCGUGCUUGCAAAGAGUUUAGAACAGUGCCUGGCUUGUAGUAAGUGUUCAAGAAACGGCAGCUGUUAUUUAUAUUAUUAUUCAAUUCAUCUUGAAUGGAUGUGUGAGUCAACUGGAAAUUUCAGGGCUGCAUCCUGUCCAGACAGAUGACCUGUCUGUGUUCCGAUGGAAGAGGUGUAAGGUGUGAAGAAAGGAGCUUGGGUGUGACCGUCUGGCCACAUGGGGCCUGGCCAGUCCAUGGAGGCAGGUGGGACAGGUCCAUUCCCCAUUGCUGUUCUGCGUCCUCUGGGCAACGUCCUUCCCAUCUUACCCCAUGGGAGCACGGCCAAACCUGGAAUCCUCAGGGCCGCUUUCCUGGUGUGUUUCAGCACCCCGGCCCUCAGUUCUGAGCUCUUAGUGGAUGUUCAAGUCGGUAUGGGGUUCCGAGAUCCUCGUGUGUUCCUAGGUAACAAGGAUGGAAGGAAAACCAUGCAAGCCAGCUACAGGUUCUGGCAGCCUCAUGGUCCAAGAGUGGCCACAUUUGGUGUACUGGCAGAGGGCCUUCCUCAGGGGAAAGGAACAUUUGGGUUCUCUUCCUGGAGGGCUGUGUGGCCAGGCUGUAUCUCCAAGGUCAGGCUCCUAGCGCGUGGCUCCAGUUUCGGCUGCCUCCUGCCCUCUCUGGCCCUUGUGCUCUGGUCUUCCCGACGUUCUGGAGCCCUGGGUUCGCUGAGCCAAAGCCCACAAGUCAGUGGUGAAAACAGAAGUCUGGAAGAACAAAGCCCUGAGCCAGCGCAGGCACUGAACGUUAUUAGCAGUAGCCUAAACAGGAUUGGAACGGGAGCAAAAGGAUCGUCAGGGCCUCCCUCUGGGAGCCAACUUUCCAGGCCUGGAGCUCACUGAGAUGGCUUGUUGGCUCCCCAGGCUGCAUCUCCGUUCCUGUUGGUGAAGCCUGGGACUAUGGUCUCUGGCAAGUAGGAAGUCCCUGUAAGUCUCCGAUUUCUUCUGCAUGGGAGGCAAGUCAAGUGUCAAGGACUGUCUCUGUCUGUUAAGUAGUAGUGUCAGAUGAUGUGAGUCACUGAUGUGAUGUGUAGCUUUGGGCAAGUCACUUCCCUUCUCUGGGCCUCAGGUGCCCAUCUCUACAACGAGGGGACAUCUGGCCUCUAGAUGACCUCAGAGAGCCUUCUCCCACUCUACCCCUGCACUAUUAUACUUUGGAAGUUUAUUGGUCAAGUACACACAGAAUCCAGGUCUUAAGUGGUCAGUGGCAUUUUUUGAAGUGAAUGAAUGGGUGGACAAAUGCUUUUGAAAGAGGCCUUCGGGGCUGAAAAUCUCGUUAAAAAUCAUGGUGUUAGAAAGCUUCAUUGAAGAGAAGAUUCUGGUACCAUUCCCCCUGUGAGUCUUCUUUCUCCUGAACUUUGGGAAUUAAAAAUAUUUCCCCCUAAUAUACCCUCUUAUUUUCUGCAUAGUAGUCACCUUGACAUAACCACAGCAGGUAAAAUUGACUGAGAACGACAUUUGCGGUUCUUACACCUACUCCUCUCUACCUGGCCUCUCUUUAGCAGCUUGGGAAACAUUCUAAGAAGAGUGGGUGCGACAUAACACAGUGAGACUCAAGGAGUGAGGGCUUGUGCAUGGCAAGGGCUGGGAAGAGAGGGGGCUGGAAGGAAAUGGAACAUAAACUAGCGAGGUUGCAGGGACACUGGAAAGUGAGGAGCAGUGUCUUCUGAGGGGGCAUUCUCAGGAGAAAUGAGUUCCUUUGUCCUCUAAGUUUGAGUACUGCUGAAUGAGAGAAAGUUUAGUCAAUUUCUUGAUUGCAGGACUUUUCAGAGCCUUUGGUGUGCAGUCGUGCUUUGGGAACUGCCAGGACUGGGACACAAGCGAUAGCUCUUCUCCAAUAUAUCUGGCUAUAGUUUCCUGUGGUGUCCACCUGGUGUCCACCCGGGAAAUGUACUGAAGAGUUGUGACCCUAGAGCCUGCCCAGGGUGACCUGGAGGAAGUCCACGUCCUCCCUAAGCCUCAGUUUUGGUCAGAUCAAGCAAAACUGCCUGUUUCUUUUCAGGGCUGACGAGGCUGCCAUUUGCUUCAGGUGGGCAGGUCAUGCUGGAAGGUCAGCCUGUGCUCUUCUCUCCAGGCAACCCCAGGGCAGCUAGGCACUCUGACCUUUAGUCUUUGCUGGUGCUGAGCUGGAGGUGAGGCCUGUGGAGGCAGGGAGGAGUGGCCCCGUGCAAAAGGCAUUCUCACAGCAGCGGCAGCAGGUUUGGAGAGGAUGACAUGGGACCAAGGCUUAUCCAAGAGCAACCCUGGGAAAAAAGGUGGGGAGAUCUGCUAGAGUUAAGGCUUUGAGAAGACCCUUUAAAAAGUCUUAUACCAGGAAAUAUUCAUUCCUCCUGCAAAACGUGCUGAAUACUUACUACAUGCCUGCUAGGUGCUGGGAACACAAGAGUGAACAAGACAGAAGUGGUCCCUGCCCUUCAGGGACCUGGACUACAAAAGAGAAACAGGAAAAUAGACAAUGGCCACACAUAAGAUCCCUGCUGUGGUGAGGGGGUUUCUCUUCACCUGGAUCUUAGUUUCAUUUGCCUGUCACCUGGCCUCCACCCAAGGAGCUCCUGAAGAUGUGGAUGUCCUCCAGCGGCUGGGCCUCAGCUGGGCCAAGGCAGUGGGUGGCCGGAGUCCCCCACCCCCAGGAGUCAUUCCGUUCCAGUCAGGCUUCAUCGUUACGCAGCGGGCCCGGCUCCAGGCCCCCACGACUGCUGUCAUCCCUGCCGCUCUGGGCACAGAGCUAGCGCUGGUGCUGAGCCUCUGCUCCCACCGGGUGAAUCAUGCCUUCCUCUUCGCUGUCCGCAGCCGGAAGCACAAGCUGCAGCUGGGCCUGCAGUUCCUCCCCGGCAAGACAGUCGUCCACCUGGGGCCCCGGCGCUCCGUGGCCUUCGACCUCGACGUGCACGAUGGGCGCUGGCACCACCUGGCUCUGGAGCUUCGUGGCCGCACAGUCACCCUGGUGACGGCCUGUGGGCAGCGCCGGGUGCUUGUCCCACUGGCUUUCCACAGGGACCCAGUGCUUGACCCUGAAGGCUCCUUCCUUUUCGGAAAGAUGAGCCCACAUGCGGUCCAGUUUGAAGGUGCUGUGUGCCAGUUCAGUAUCUACCCUGUGACGCAGGUCGCUCACAAUUACUGUACCCACCUGAGAAAGGAGUGUGGACAGGCCGACACGUACCGGCCCCAGCUGGGACCCCUCCUCCCCCGAGACUCUGGCGCAUCCUUCGCCUUCCAGACCAGCCUUGCCCUGCUAGGCCUGGAGAACCUGACCACUGCCAUGCCAGCCCUGGGGUCACGGCCAGCAGGCAGGGGCCCCAGGGUGACUGUAGUGCCCACCACACCCACCAAGCCUCAAAGGACUAGCACCACAGACUCUCACAAGCGUGUCCCAGUGGGAGACCCAGCCCAUACCCCACUGCUACCUGCCAAGCUGUCAGCCAAUGAAGUGCUUUCUCCCAGGGACCCAGCCUCUCCUGCCAGCUCCACCGCACCUGUCCAGCCAUCACAAAAGAGCACAGUUGCCAAAAUCCCCAAAAGUCACCCAACUAAGCCUUCAGCCCCUUCUUCAAUCGUCCCUGUCAAAAGCCCCCGCCCCACCCAGAAGGCAGCUCCACCUUCCUUCACAAAGUCAGCCCCACCUACCAAGAAGUCAGUGCCACGCACUUCCCACCCAGUUCCUGCCAGAGUCUCCCAUCCUACAGUGAAGCCGAUCCAGAGGAAUCCUGUUACGCCCAGACCCCCACCACCCAGCGCCCGGCAUCUACCUGCCGCCACUGGUGCCUCUAAAAAGCCCUUUACCCCAGUUGUCCAGACUGAGGCCAAGAUGAGCAGCCAUGCCAGUGAGCCGGCCCCUGCCCGCACCAGCACGCAUAGACCUCCCCAACCCACUGUUUUGUCCCCAUUACCUGCCCCCAGUCCCGGUUCUACCAGGACUGCUCGGCUUCCAGCCACAGCGAUGCCUCCCACCCUCACGCCCGGUUCACUCCCCACUGGAAGCAAGAAACCCACUGGAUCAGAAGCCACAAAGAAAGAUAGACCCAAGAGCAGCCCCCGGAAGCCCAUCCCCCUCAGACCCGGGAAGGCAGCCAGGGAUGUCCCGCUCAGUGAACUGACAGCAGGGCCCAGCCCCAGACAACCCUGGCCUGGCCAGCAGACCACCCCGGCCCCGGCAUUGGCCCCAGCGCGAUUCUUGUCCUCCAGCCCCCAGCCCACGGGCAGUGGCUAUUCAUUCUUCCACCUGGUGGAAUCUACGCCUUUCCCGCUGCUGAUGGGACCUCCAGGGCCCAAGGGAGACUGUGGUUUGCCGGGUCCCCCUGGGCUGCCUGGGCUCCCUGGAGCCCCCGGUGCACGGGGGCCUCGGGGUCCUCCUGGGCCUUAUGGAAAUCCAGGCCUCCCCGGCGCUCCCGGAGCCAAAGGACAGAAAGGGGACCCAGGGCUCUCACCAGGAAAGGCUCACGAUGGGACAAAGGGCGACACGGGCUUGCCUGGGCUCCCUGGGAAUCCAGGACCUCUUGGACGAAAGGGACACAAAGGCUAUCCUGGACCGGCGGGGCACCCCGGAGAACAGGGGCAGCUGGGACCAGAGGGCAGCCCAGGGGCCAAAGGUUACCCUGGCAGGCAGGGGUUACCCGGACCUGUAGGAGACCCUGGCCCCAAAGGCAGUCGGGGCUACAUUGGACUCCCAGGGCUCUUCGGUCUGCCAGGGUCCGAUGGAGAGCGAGGCCUGCCUGGCGUUCCUGGCAAGAGGGGCAAGAUGGGUAGGCCGGGGUUUCCUGGAGACUUUGGGGAAAGAGGCCCACCAGGGCUGGAUGGAAACCCUGGAGAACUGGGCCUGCCAGGGCCCCCAGGAGUUCCUGGCCUCAUUGGCGACAUGGGAGCGUUGGGUCCGAUUGGCUACCCAGGACCCAAGGGCAUGAAGGGACUGAUGGGAAACAUGGGGGAGCCCGGACUGAAAGGUGAUAAGGGUGAACAAGGGGUUCCAGGUGUGUCGGGAGAUUCCGGAUUCCAAGGAGACAAGGGGAGCCAGGGAUUGCCAGGGUUCCCAGGUGCACGGGGGAAGCCAGGGCCCCUGGGCAAAGUUGGAGACAAAGGAUCCCUUGGAUUUCCUGGGCCUCCUGGACCUGAGGGAUUCCCUGGAGACAUUGGCCCCCCUGGGGACAACGGCCCAGAAGGUGCGAAGGGUAAGCCUGGAGCUCGAGGCCUGCCGGGACCCCGUGGGCAGCUGGGGCCCGAGGGCGAUGAAGGACCCAUGGGGCCACCUGGGACCCCUGGUUUGGAGGGUCAACCCGGCAGGAAGGGGUUUCCUGGGAGGCCUGGCCCAGAUGGCUUGAAGGGGGAGCCAGGCAAUCCUGGACGGCCGGGGCCCGUGGGUGAGCAGGGACUUCUUGGAUUCAUUGGUCUGGUUGGGGAGCCAGGAAUCGUGGGAGAAAAGGGUGACCGGGGCGUGAUGGGACCCCCAGGUGCACCUGGACCCAAGGGAUCAAUGGGUCAUCCUGGAACUCCAGGUGGCGUUGGGAACCCCGGAGAGCCUGGACCCCCGGGUCCUCCAGGAUCUCGAGGCCCACCAGGCAUGAGGGGAGCAAAGGGACGCCGGGGCCCCCGAGGACCAGAUGGACCAGCUGGGGAGCAGGGGUCCCGGGGCCUGAAGGGCCCUCCAGGACCACAGGGCAGACCCGGCCAGCCUGGGCAGCAGGGUGUGGCUGGCGAGCGAGGGCACUCGGGCACACGAGGCUUUCCCGGCAUCCCGGGUCCUUCCGGCCCGCCAGGCACCAAGGGCCUCCCAGGAGAACCGGGCCCCCAGGGACCCCAGGGACCAAUUGGCCCUCCAGGAGAAAUGGGACCCAACGGGCCGCCGGGUGCAGUGGGAGAACCGGGCCUUCCUGGGGAAGCCGGGAUGAAGGGUGACCUUGGGCCUCUGGGCACCCUUGGGGAGCAGGGCCUCAUUGGGCAGCGGGGAGAGCCAGGCCUUGAGGGUGACAGUGGCCCUGCAGGGCCUGACGGGCUGAAGGGGGACAGGGGUGACCCAGGGCCUGAUGGUGAGCAUGGCGAGAAGGGCCAGGAGGGACUGAUGGGCGAGGACGGGCCCCCUGGCCCCCCCGGCAUCACUGGCGUCCGGGGUCCUGAAGGAAAACCAGGGAAGCAAGGCGAGAAGGGCCGGACCGGGGCCAAGGGUGCCAAGGGCUACCAAGGACAGCUGGGUGAAAUGGGCGCCCCUGGAGACCCCGGACCCCCUGGCACCCCAGGCCCUAAAGGGUCCCGGGGCAGCCUGGGACCAACGGGCUCUCCAGGACGGCUGGGGGCCCAAGGAGAACCGGGACUGGCUGGUUAUGAUGGACACAAAGGCAUCGUGGGACCCCUUGGACCUCCCGGACCAAAGGGCGAAAAGGGGGAGCAGGGUGAGGACGGCACGGCUGAGGGCCCUCCUGGGCCACCUGGAGAUCGGGGCCCUGUGGGUGAUCGAGGAGACCGCGGGGAGCCAGGGGACCCUGGAUACCCUGGACAGGAGGGUGUACACGGCCUCCGUGGAAAUCCGGGCCAGCAGGGCCGACCCGGGCAUCCGGGACCCCGGGGGCGGCCGGGACCCAAAGGAUCGAAAGGGGAAGAGGGACCAAAGGGAAAGCAAGGCAAGGCCGGGGUACCAGGACGGAGGGGGAUCCAGGGCCUGCAGGGGCUGCCGGGGCCCCGGGGCGUGGUGGGGCGACAGGGCCCAGAGGGUGUCGCUGGACCAGAUGGGCUUUCUGGCAGGGACGGUCAAGCAGGACAGCAGGGAGAGCAGGGAGAUGAUGGGGACCCUGGCCCCAUGGGUCCUGCUGGGAAAAGAGGAAAUCCAGGUGUGGCUGGCUUGCCUGGAGCACAGGGGCCCCCAGGAUUCAAGGGUGAAAGUGGGUUACCCGGGCAGCUGGGUCCCCCUGGCAAGCGAGGGACAGAAGGUGGAACAGGGCUUCCUGGGAACCAGGGGGAGCCUGGAUCCAAAGGCCAGCCGGGUGACUCUGGUGAGAUGGGCUUUCCAGGAAUGGCUGGCCUCUUUGGACCUAAGGGCCCCCCUGGAGACAUUGGCUUCAAAGGCAUCCAGGGCCCUCGGGGGCCUCCUGGCUUGAUGGGAAAGGAAGGCAUCAUUGGGCCCCUUGGAAUCCUGGGACCUUCAGGACGCCCGGGUCCGAAGGGCGACAAAGGUAGCCAAGGGAACUUGGGAUUGCAAGGUCCGAGGGGUCCUCCCGGCCCCAGAGGACGACCUGGCCCACCGGGUCCUCCAGGGAGCCCUAUCCACUUCCAACAAGAUGACCUUGGGGCAGCUUUCCAGACAUGGAUGGACACUAAUGGAGCAUUGAGAGCAGAGGUUUACAGCCAUCCAGACCGGCUGGUGCUGGACCAGGGAGGGGAGAUCUUUAAAACCUUACACUACCUCAGCAGCCUCAUCCAGAGCAUUAAGAUGCCCCUGGGCACCAAAGAGAACCCCGCCCGGGUCUGCCGGGACCUCAUGGACUGUGAGCAGAAGAUGGCUGAUGGCACCUACUGGGUGGAUCCAAACCUUGGCUGCUCGUCCGACACCAUCGAAGUCUCCUGCAACUUCACGCAUGGUGGACAGACGUGUCUCAAGCCCAUCACGGCCUCCAAGGUCGAGUUUGCUGUCAGCCGGGUCCAGAUGAAUUUUCUGCACCUGCUAAGCUCUGAGGUUACACAGCAUAUCACCAUCCACUGCCUUAACAUGACCGUGUGGCAGGAGGGCACCGGGCGGACCCCAGCCAAGCAGGCUGUACGCUUCCGGGCUUGGAAUGGGCAGAUCUUUGAAGCUGGGGGUCAGUUCAGGCCAGAAGUGUCCAUGGAUGGCUGCAAGGUCCAGGAUGGCCGCUGGCAUCAGACACUCUUCACCUUCCGGACCCAAGACCCCCAGCAGCUGCCCAUCAUCAGCGUGGACAACCUCCCUCCUGCCUCAUCAGGGAAGCAGUACCGCCUGGAAGUUGGACCUGCAUGCUUCCUCUGACCUCUGACCUCCUGGCUCCUCUAGGCCUCGAGGGGGAGGGAAGAGGAGGAGGUUGAGGGCAAGGGAGGGUACUUAGGAGCAGGUGGGCCCAGAAGAGGCAGCUCACCUGCCCAAGGAUCCUAGGGCAGGCCCUAUUGUCUGCCCAGUAGAAGUGGCUAGAGAAGAGCAGGGAAUGGGGUGUUCUUGGGGACAAUUGAUCCCAGCACAGCUCCAAAGACCUAUCAAAGAGCCAGCUAGAGCAAGCUGGGCCUGCAACCCACCUGAGCCCCGUGGCCUGUCUCCCAGCGCUGCGGCCACCCCCCGCCCUCCCCAGCUUCCUGCCCAAAGAGCCCCACAUUCCAGCCAGCUUGAGGGAAGGGGGCAUCUCGUCAGCUGGUCCCUGCUAGGGAGCUUUGAUGUGCAAUAUUAGAGAGGAGACAUGAAAAAAGGCGAAAAGGAAGAAAGAAGUAUAUAUAUUUUAUUUAAACAAACACAGAGAAGGUGCGUUACUAUUUUUUUCACCUGGAAAAGAGGUGAGAGGGUGAGAAAGAGCAGCCGGGGGUGGGAAGCAAUGGAGAUUCUUGGGGCGGGGGGCGCCCACGUUUGCUACCUCCCACUGUGAAAUCGCUGGUGCUCACAAUUGUCUCAUAGUGUAUGUGAUUUUUUUUUUAAAGAAAAAAAAAAAACAAACCCUAUUUAAGAUUCUGAAGGUGCUACCAUUUUUGCCAUAGAUUUUGAAGAAGCGUUUUGAUGUGGGCUAUCCUCCACAUUUUUCUCUCUCCUCCAAAUGACAAAGUUUGGGAAAUUUAAAAAAUUUUCUUAGCAUCACCCUUGGGCUCUAUCAGGUAAUCUACUAAGGAGGUUGGGGGGAGAAAAAAGAGGGGCAGGAAGUAAAGCAAAAAAGAAAAACAAAAACAAAAAACCUACCGGAAACAGAAGUAGACAAUUUUACCUUUUCACUUAAGGACUUUUAAAUGUUUGUCCUCUUAAGAGCAGGGGAAGGCCUGAGCUUGAAGGAUUUUGACUUGGCCUUUCAUGGUCUUGGAGGGGAGUUACGCUUAUCUUGGAGGGUGUGAUCUAGACUGGAGAGUCCUGAGAGAAGCCUUGACCUUGAAGAAACCAGUUAUAAGAGUGGCAAUGGGUCAGGGCUGGUCUUGAAGGUAAAUAUAGAACCAUCUCAUGAAGCCUCAUGCCAUCCACUCAGGUCCUCCCUUCUUGGAGCUUGCCCUUUCAAGAUGCAGUCAUCACUUUUGCUUUUUUAAUUGUCAUUAAGUUCUGUAGAAACACAGUGUCAUUACCUCCCAGUGUAAAUGUGGGCUGAGGAGAAAGAUUAUUACAGGAAUCUCGCAGUUCGGCAUGAUAGGGAAUAUUCAGUGUCACUUGAAUUGUCCUAUAUCAGCGAACUAGUCAGCAUCCAGGUUGGAUUUUGAGGUUAUGUUAACUAUGGAGUUAUUUUUAUAGAAGGGGAGAUUUUAUGUGAAAGUCUAUUUGUCUUCCCCCCACCCCCACCCCUAAAGUUGUGUUUCUUUGGGAAUUGGAUUUGAUUUUCAUUAUUUAAUACCUCACUCUGGCCUACCCUCCCCACCGGACACUUCCUGCACCCCUCGCCCUCCGGCCCCAGCCCACGGAAGGGCGUUUUUUUGUAGCAGCUCGGGCCUCAUCUCAGCGCUCGGUUUCCCCAUGCUGCCGGUCUCAACCUGGUUUCUGUCUUGUUCUUGGAUUUUUCUGCUGUCCUCAUUUAUGUCUCUGUCCAUAUGUCAGUGUGUUAAAACCCCAGUGGGUUCUAUCUCCUUUUCCCUUCUGGGUUUUAAAUAAAUAUUUAAAACUGAGGCAAUGGAAUGACA
Molecule: messenger RNA, 10378 nt
Organism: Pteropus alecto (black flying fox)
Lineage: Eukaryota; Metazoa; Chordata; Mammalia; Chiroptera; Pteropodidae
Gene: COL27A1
Product: collagen type XXVII alpha 1 chain
Exons: 61
Coding region: 3048-8555 (1835 amino acids)
Molecular function (GO): extracellular matrix structural constituent
Source: RefSeq, a predicted model, not a curated record